UCUGGAUGUGGCAAAGUGUUGGAGUCUCUGAUGCUCCUCUGGCUUUUAUUCUGCAGAUUUCCAUUGAAACGGUACGGUAGCUCCAGGCUCCAGUAUCACAACAACAAUGAACUUUUCUGCCUCCCAUCGCAUGGUAUUGUUCAUGGUGGUACAGUAAUAAAAGAGCCAUUGAGGAUUAAUGUUAUCUUCGCCAGAAAGUCUAGGUUUGUAUUUUUUUUAAUAUCAUUUUCAUACAGUUGUUUGGUGUCUGAUUACGUCUCAGCUUCCGAGAAGGUCUCACCUCGUUUCACAUUUUAGCUCUCAGUGUUCAGCUCUUAUCUGAUUGGACUAAGCUCUUGAUUCUCAGUGUUUUGCUAUUGUUGAAAUCUGGGUUAGAUGGAACCUUUUUGUCUCAAACAACGGGUAGAUUAUACAGUAUCAUAUUGAACUUUAGUGUAGAAUAAAACCCCUAAAGUCCUCUGUAUCUGAUCAAGAAAAAGGCCUCUCACUGGUAUUGUAAGCACAAAUCCUCUGGUGCAUCUCAAUAAAUUACAAUAUCAUUAAAGAUUAUCUGCAACAACAAAAACAAAUCAAAUUCAGACUCAAGUGAGAGGUUUUGCAGAAAAGGAAAACUAUUUAAACCUGAACUUUCAAAAUAAAGCUCACAGAAAAAAGCUCAGUUUGGCAAAGCUCACACCAGCUAAAAUUAAAUAGGAAACAUGCUACCCAGAUGCGGGUCUAAACAGCCGUACUUCAGCUGCUUCUGUUUGUGAUCACUAAGGUGUAACAUGACCACUCAGGCAAACCAUGGAAAACACUGAGGGCUGCAAUUUGGACAGGCUGCAGGCAACUGAUUUACUGCGGCAAGUCCAAACAGAAGUGUAAGAGUCAAUGCCAGAGGGCAUAAAGGAAUGAAUGACUCCUUCUCAACAUCGGACAUAGUAGCCCUCCAUUUACCAGUGAUAAAAACAAGAAUGAACAACCUUUUGACAUAUGGUUCCAUAAAAUAAAUUGUGAUCAAAAGUCAGCCUUGGCUUUUUAAUGGUGGGUUAAAAAGCUAAAUGCCUUUAGCAUAGCAGUGACAGGAGAUAUUAACCGACAAUAUAUAAGGUCACCAAAAAAGCACCAAUAAUACUGGGCCAAGAACAGAACCCUGUGGAGCUCCAUGCUUAAAAGUAACUAAAGAGGAUUUAAAGUAAAAUUUUACAGCUUUGAAACACCUUAGUGAUACAUAUGAAGCAAACCUAUCCAGAACUAUACCAGAGUUAGUAAAGACUUAAAUCCAGGGUUAGUAAGACUACAGAUUCAGCUGCAUCCCUUCACAACAAGCCAGUAGAGGAGAGCUGAUUCAGCAGAGUGAGCUCUUCACAGGUCGCACUGAAUUUGGUUCAAAACAUUUAAGUCAUUGACUGAAGUUAAGUUUUCAAUCUUGAAAUUGAAAAGUUUUAUUGGAUUUUAAACAUUGGAACCCUUAGAUCCAUAUAAAGUUUUUUUUUUUUUUUUUUUUAAAGCAAUCCGGGACCAUGUUUAGUUUCCUGUUAUUGAGGGCUUAAAAGCAGAAGCUAUCCAGUCAUGGUCCAGUGCCAGCGAAGAUUUAUACAUGUGAUGUAACAGCAACCCCAAGAGUUUAUCACAGCCUGGUUCACUUCCUGACUGGUUCACCUCACUUUCACACUUGACCUGUUGCUAGUUGCAUAGAAUUUAACAGGUUUCCGUUGAAGUUUCCUGUUACAGAAACUAGUUUCAUGUGAUUUGGUAAAACUUAUAGUUUAAGUUUGUUUUUUUCAAGCUUGCACACACCGGUGGAUGUUUCCUCCCUCCUACUCACUACCCUUUUUCAGCCCUGGCUGCAGAUGUCAGCCAACAGUUUUGACUUCCUCUUUGCGAAGCUAUAAAAUAUUAACUCAUUUGUUUGUCUCAAUGAGUUUUAGAUAUUCACGUUUACUCCUUUAUCAGGACUCCACUCCGGAGCUCUGCAGCAUGAGACAUCUGACUACUUGCUCCCUGACCUUCCUGUUGGCAUCGCUGAUCCGGGGUCAAAUGUUAAACGGGGAUGAGGGGAGGCCGUCCUGCAGUCGCUGCGACCUCCAUCUCUCCUGUAACUGCUCCUACAGCGGGUUCACCAGCGUUCCCAUGGUAACAGACCAAGCUCUGAGCCUUGACCUCUCCUUCAACAACAUCACCAUGGUGACCCAAGAUGACCUGAUGGGAUUCUCCCGAUUAAGGGCUUUGGAUCUCCAUGGUAACAGAUUAGCUGUGAUGCAUCCAUCAGCGUUCGACCCUCUGUGGAGCCUGGAGGAUCUGGAUCUCUCUGACAACCAGCUGACGACCCUCAACCACAAGUGGUUCAGCAAGCUGGAGGUCCUGCAGCAGCUCAACCUGCUCGACAACCCAUACAGCCGUCUCAGCUCUCCUUCGUUGUUUUACGGACUCGUCAGACUGAGGAGGCUGAUGUUUGGAGGUUCAGAUCUGAAGGAGCUGAGGACAGGAGAUCUGUUAGGAGUCACGGAGCUGGAUGAGCUCACUGUGCACGCCAACAACCUGGCCAGGUAUGACUCCGGAACAUUAGGAGACAUUUGGCCUCUGGGUCAUGUUACCUUAAGCCUCCAUGGUCCUUUUCUAACCAACGUGACCUUGGCUGCAGCUGUGCUCGCUGACAUAUCAUAUCCUGAGACUCAAAUAACUCUAGAUGACCUCCAUCUGGUUGGGAAUCAGUCUGUCGGGCCUUUCAGAGAGUCAGCCAAGAGGAGGAUUAGGCAUCUUUCUUUUCGCAACUUUUCUGUGUCUGAUCAGUCGAUUGUCGACCUCCUGGUGGUGAUAGAUGGAGUCCCGAUCUCCGUCAUUUCCAUGGAAGACGUCACGCUGACGGGUGAGGGGAGGUGGGAGAAAGCCAGUUGGACCGAUCACAAAAGCAUCGACGAAUUCUUUCUCCGAAAUGUUGUGGUGCUAGACGUCUUCAAGUUCACCUCAUUCCUACAGCUAAAUUUUCUUCUGCAUUACCCAAGGAAGGUGUCCGUCAUAAAUGCUGGGGUGUUUGUGAUGCCCUGUGCAACAUCCAGACUGCUGGUAAAUCUGCAGUACCUAGACUUGUCCAACAAUCUGCUGACCGACCUGACUAUGGCAGAAUCGCUUUGUCAUGGAGAGAAAACACUGAAGGAACUCAGAGUCUUAAACAUCAGUGGAAACCCUCUAAAGUCUUUUUCCAUGAUUAGAAGAAUGGUAGCCAGGCUCCUGAAACUGACCCACCUGGACAUCAGCAGAACUGGCUACAACUCAAUGCCCUCAAGUUGCUCCUGGCCGUCUACAUUGAAAUACCUCAACAUCUCCAGAGCUAAGCUAACCACCACCACUCCCUGUCUACCAGCAUCACUUGAGGUGCUAGAUCUGAGCUACAAUGAUCUCAAAGGCUUCUCCGAGUUCUUACCUUUACUGAGAGAACUGUACCUCUCUGGGAACAAGUUCCUAGAGUUACCUGGUGGACAGUUCUUUCCCAGACUACAAACUCUUACAAUGCAGUUUAACACCCUGAGCAUGUUCGGCCUUUCAGACCUCCACUCGUACAGACGACUCGAGAACCUCCAGGCAGGUUACAACAAGUAUGUCUGCGGCUGUGAUUUUGUUAACUUUCUACAGUCACAACUAAAGGGAGGCGGAGAUGUCAAGUUAACAGACAGAGAGGACAGCUACACCUGCAACUCCCCUCUCCACCUGCUGGGUGAGGCAGUGAGUCAGGUCCACCUCUCGGUCGUUGUUUGCCACCCGGUUUUGUUCAUCUCUGUGAGCUGCGGGGUCGCCCUUUUGAUCGGGGUACUGAUAUGUGUUCUGCUGUGGCGACUCCACGCCUUCUGGUACCUAAAGAUGACUUGGGCCUGGCUCAAGGCCAAGCGAAGUUCCCAGAAACCACGAAAAGAUAUUCUGGAGUCGGAAGUGUUGCAGUCCUUCGAUGCUUUUGUUUCCUACAGUGAAAGAGAUGCCGGCUGGGUAGAAAACUUCUUGGUACCGGAGCUGGAGGAACCAAGAGAGGAUGGUUCCAGGAGUCCCGGGUCCUCGCGGCCAUUGUCCUUGUGCCUCCACAAGCGGGACUUCCUUCCUGGACACUGGAUCAUGGAUAACAUUAUGAGCGCCAUCGAGCACAGCCGACAUACUGUCUUCAUCCUCUCUGAGAACUUCCUCCAGUCCGACUGGUGCCGCUAUGAACUGGACUUCUCCCACUUCUGGCUGUUCGACGCCGGCGGAGACGCUGCCAUCUUGAUCCUGCUGGAGCCGCUCUCCAAAGACAACGUCCCCAAACGUUUCUGCAAACUCCGCAAACUCAUGAGCUCCACCACCUACCUGGAGUGGCCUCAGGAGGAGGAGAGGAGGCCGGAGUUCUGGAGGAGUCUACGCAACGCUCUGAGAGGAGACGAUGACUGAAAGUGAAAGAGUCGGGAAGGAUAGAGGAAGGAAAAGACAUCAAAUAAAAUGGAUGUGGAUUCAAACAAAGAAAAAGAAAAAGAAAAGGGAAAAAAUAUGGACAAAUAGAAAAAAUUACAUGAUUAGUUUACAAAAAAAUGUUGAUUUCUUUUGAAUAAACUGUCCAGAGCCCCUAUGCUGCAACUAUUUAUGUCACCUCACUGACUACUUAGAAAUGUCAAACAGUAUUUCUAUCAUGUGAGUAGAAGUGGAGGUGGUGGAAGAAUAUAAAUAUCUUAUUGUUCAACUGGACAACAGACUGGACUGGAGAAGCAACAGUGAAGCCGUCUGCAAGAUUCUGCAGAACUUCUAUAGGCCUGUAGUGGAGAGAGCAAUCUCCUGUGCCAUCAAAGAAGGCUGGUUCUGUUCUGGUUCUGUUCUGGGGUUGUUCUGGAACCUCUGGAGAUGAUUGUUAAAAGAAGGAUGUUUCAUAAAAUGUGUGUUCAGUCAGAUGCUUCUUCAGAUCCACUGUAAUACUGACCCCUACAGGAGAUCCUUCCUGCUCACAGCCAUCAACUAUCUGCAACAACCCUUUAAAGAAACUUGGACAAUAUAACAUUUCAUUUUAAUUUAGGAUUAAUUAAGUGAGAAAGAUCAGUUAGAAAAGCGCUAUCUCCCCAGCUAACAGUACAGCUAACAGUAUGCUGAAGGGAUUUCAUGGUGUUUAGCUUCAGUGUGUUGUUUUCUUUCACUGACAGUAAUUUAAACUGGCCACUGGGUGGAGCUGUGGACUUCUAAUUUGGGUCAGACUCUGAACCCAGAACAAUGGUUUAACUAGGACCAAUGCAGAAUGUAAAAAAUUCUAUUUUAGAAAAAAAUACCAUAAUUAAGUCUUUGGUUUUGCAAAAACAGAUCCAGUGUAACGUUUGGUUUUGUACGAUUUUAAUUUAUGUCCUUAAAUCUUUUUAAGUAAAUACCCCUAAUCCUGAUCUGUAAAGGCUAAAAUAUGUUUGAUGAAAAUAUUUAUUUUCAUUUAUUUGAAAAAAACAACUUUGACAAAAACUAGGCAAAAAAAAAAAAACCAUCCUCACCUUGUAUCUGUGAACGAACCAAAGUAGAAGACGGUAAAGCAAGGCAGUGUUUGUGUAUUUACGUAAAUUAACCCUAAAAAUCUAAGCGUAUUACUUACAUAUCAUGAAUAUUCAUAAAAUAAUCCAAUUAGAGAGUGAGCAGUCACCUGUAAACUAUCAGCCCCCUCAAAGCGUGUGGAUAUUAGAUCAUACAGGUCUUCACUGCUGCAGUAAAUUAACAGAAACCUGAAAUGUUUUCCCUCCUGCUAAUGAACAGAAGUAGGUGGGUCCUUAAGGUGGCAUCAUUACCAGCCAUUCUUGCAUUGCCUUGGUGUGGACUGCUUUAGUUAGUAUCCACAGCUACUCACUUGCUGUUAUAUUCUACUUGAAACAGUAAAACAAUCUGAUCUAGCGCCCUCUACUGGACGAUAGUCCUCAUUACAUGAAUGCAUAUUCUGACAUAUUGAACUGAGUCAUUUGUAUGUGUGACAUAUUAUUUCAGGCUGUUUUUUUCCCAUUUAUUCCACCUAGGUGGUGAAUAAAUAAACCUUGAAUGUUGAUCUUGAUAUCCACCUUUAGAUCUUUAUUCAUAUACAGUUACACCCCUAGAAUAUAAAGGUGUUUGGGUCUAUAGAGCAGAUUUGUUAAAGAAAUGUUUUUUAUGUCUGUGAGCUGCCUUUCUGGUUUAUUGAAAUUUAUGAGGAUAUGUUUAGAAAAUGUAUUCAUUUGUUUGAUGUUUUCUUUGCUAAAUCCCCUGUAUAUCUAUUCGCUCUCUUGGUGUUAAACCAUUUCUGUGUUUGUUUUAAAUAAUUGAUAUAAAAUACUAAUUUCAA
Messenger RNA from Girardinichthys multiradiatus, 6274 nucleotides. Its product is annotated as toll-like receptor 2 type-2. Gene Ontology annotation, biological process: toll-like receptor signaling pathway; inflammatory response; immune response. The transcript is spliced from 12 exons. The record is from RefSeq and is a predicted model, not a curated record. Gene Ontology annotation, cellular component: membrane. Gene Ontology annotation, molecular function: transmembrane signaling receptor activity; protein binding; triacyl lipopeptide binding. NCBI's taxonomy places the organism in Eukaryota, Metazoa, Chordata, Actinopteri, Cyprinodontiformes, Goodeidae. Bases 1786 to 4392 code for a protein of 868 amino acids.